AUGAAUGGCUUCCUCUUCCUCCUACUCACUAUCAGCCUCCUGGUCAUGAUUCAGAUACCAACUGGAGUUUUGGGAAACCAGACUACUGCCGCCAGCACCACCACCACCACCACCAAGACCGUCACCUCCACCAAAGCCAAACCUACCAAAAUCAAACCACGCAAAAGUGGGGUUCCAGCUCUCAGCAACAUGGGUGGUGGCACUUUUGUUUUCUUCUUGACCACCACCCUUAUCCACCUCUUUUACCUCAGCUGA
Messenger RNA from Castor canadensis (American beaver), 255 nucleotides. NCBI's taxonomy places the organism in Eukaryota, Metazoa, Chordata, Mammalia, Rodentia, Castoridae. The record is from RefSeq and is a predicted model, not a curated record.